CAAAAUUUUUCAAAGUUCUAGGUACAUCAAAUCUAAAAUCGUAAAAACACGUACAAUCUAGAGAAUAGCUGUAACAGAAACGGGUGAUAACACAAACGGUGCCUCAUAGCACUCUAGACUAAGACCCGUGACUUUUUCAUUUCCAAGAGUGACAAAUUAUGAAUCUAUCGCAGUCUAAUUUUUUGUUUUAUUCUCCACAAACUGUAAUGCAGUAGUAAACUUGCUGUAUUCAAUAUCUUACCCUUAAAAUGUGUUCUUUUUUAAAAGACGCUAUCAUUGAAAUAUUGAUGGUCGUUAUCAAUUACUCGUAUCAACAGACAGCUUUUGUACACAAUGCGUACAAGGUAGUAAGCAAAUAAGCUCAUGGUAUGAUUUGGUGAUGUUGAUAAGAGAAAAUCUAUCAUUACCUCACAAUUGCCUGACUUCGUAAAUCGCGCUGUAAAAUUCGAAAUUUUGGACCACACAUACGUUUACGUCCAAGAGCGUAAAAUAAUAACGAGGGAGAUAAAAAAAUAGCAAAUCUUACCUCGAAAAAGAAGGUCACCCGUGUCAAACCGAGUGUUGGCUCUGCAGAAAUUAAACUUUACAAAAUCGAUAAAUUAGAGAAAAAAAUAAGAUAAAAAAAAAAAAAAUAAAUAAAUAAAUACUACGUACGGUAUUCGAAUUUCUUUCCACUGUUUAAAUUCAACUAAUUUGGCAUGUACAAUAUAGAAAAUGGUUGUGAAAGAGACUAUGAUAACGCGCAUAAAGUGAUGUCGAACAACAAAUAUUAUCGCCAAGACAAUUUGAUAAGAAGAAAGUGCUACACAAAAUGGAUUGUAAGCUAUCGGCAUUCCUUGUUUAGUUCAGAAUCAAAUUAAAAAUAGGUGAAAUGUCUUUUAGCCUUUUAGGUGAUCCACUAGAACGCUGCCCCAUUGAAAUUUUUUUUACACAAAUAACUCGACUAAGAGUGCAAGACGACAUAAUUUAUAGCCAUCAAGGUUUGUUCAAAAGUAUAUUGGAUACGAAAUAUUUCAAGUAAUCAUUAUUUUAUGCUGUGAUUAUCUGAGGCGCUAUCAUGAUGAAAAUACUGCAGUCUGUUAUCAACACUUGUAUCGGCCGACAGUAUUUGCGCGAGAUCGGUUCAAAGCAGCAGCAAGUCACACCACUCUCAACAGUUUUCGCUUUAGAGCCGAAAUUUCAAAGUCACGACUAAGCAAUUACUGUUUCAAAACAACAAAAUGGAAAUCAAAUUAAAUAGGGAAGUACUGUUGGGACAAGGUGGCUUUGGUGCAGUGUUUCUGGGCACGUUUCAAGGCCGUGAAGUGGCGGUCAAAAGAGUUGAGCUUAUUCGUGCUAAUGCUAACGAGGGGAAAAAUCUAAAACAGAUAAAUCAUCCUAAUGUCGUCCAACUCUUCCACGUCGAAUGCACCGACGAUUUCAAGCACUUUGCUUUGGAGCUGUGCACCGCAUCAUUAGAUCAGAUAUUUCUAGAGCCUAACGAUCCCAAAAAAUACAACGGGCCUAAACUGCCGUAUCAUUUUGAAAUUUUCUCCCAAUUGGCUUCGGGUCUUGAGCACAUUCAUUCAAGAAAUUUAAUUCAUCGAGACAUCAAGCCGGAAAAUAUACUCAUCUCGGUCGAUUCCACGGGCCAAGACGUUAAGGUAACAAUGAAAUGGGCUGAUUUUGGUCUGUCCCGGGCCGUGAAUGAGCGAGGGACAUUCACGAUGAACAGUGGAGUAAAAGGAACAAGCUACUGGUACGCCCCUGAGUUACUAAGAAUAAGUCAUAAUUUUCAGUCGCAACCAAAAAAGAUGGAGCAGCCGAGAGGUACCGUCAAAAGUGACGUAUUUGCUCUAGGCCUCGUCUACGCUUUUCUUCUUUUAGACGGAGAACAUAUUUACGGUUCUCAUAUAAAUGAAAUUCACGAAAACAUUUUGAAAGGGAGUGCAAUAAAUAUCAAUAAAUUAGAGCGGUCGCAUUACGCGUACGAUCUCAUUAACGAAAUGUUAAAAAUGGAACCUAAUGAUCGAAUGUCUUCAUCAAAUAUAAUUGAAAGACUCAAAUCUGAAAAACUAAAGCUUGCAGAUAAAGAAAAGGUUAUGCUUCAACUGUGUACAAUAAGAGAUCCAAUCUUCCCUUCGACAGAUCAAAGCGAAAAACUAAAAACCUUGAUUCGCCAAGGAGUUGACGUGAACGUGAAAAACAGUAACGGAAGCAAUGCACUACAUUUACUGUGCCAAUAUAAUUCAAGCGAAAGAUUAAUCGACAUAAUCCAAUUAUUUAUCCAGCAAGGGAUCGAUGUCAAUGGGGAAAACAACUAUGAAAACAACGCACUCCAUUUAUUAUGUAAAUUUAAUAGAAGCGAAAGACUGAUCGAUGUAAUCCAACUGUUAAUCGAACUUGGGAUCGAUGUCAAUGGGGAAAACGAUGAAGGAGACGCACUCCAUUUAUUGUGUCAAUUUAACACAAGUGAAAGAUUGAUCGAUGCAAUGCAAUUGUUAAUUGAACUCGGGAUCAACGUCAAUGAGAAAACCAUCUACGAAAACAACGCACUCCAUUUGUUGUGUCGAUUUAAUACAAGCGAAAGAAUAAUCGACGCAAUCAAAUUACUAAUCCAAGGUGGAUUUGAUGUCGAUGGCAACAAUGUGCGCUCAUUUCUAUGGGAGAAGGCCAAUAUUAAUUAUGAUAAAAUUAUUAAACUCUUUCAAUCAUUGACAAUUGAUUUCAUCUUCUGAUGCUUUCAGCCGAUCUGAAGUUAGUUGUCACAUUGACAACGUGAUAUGAACAUUUUUUAUUGUUUAACUUACAGUCAUGUCAAAGUAAUUUGCAGAAAACACUGAGCGAUUAAACGAAUCAUUAGGUAGUUAGCUACCAGCAAAGAAUUGUCGACAAAAUU
Daphnia pulicaria is the source of this 2878-nucleotide messenger RNA. RefSeq names its product serine/threonine-protein kinase/endoribonuclease IRE2-like. Bases 1221 to 2717 code for a protein of 498 amino acids. Gene Ontology annotation, cellular component: IRE1-TRAF2-ASK1 complex. Gene Ontology annotation, molecular function: RNA endonuclease activity; protein serine/threonine kinase activity; ATP binding. The record is from RefSeq and is a predicted model, not a curated record. The transcript is spliced from 4 exons. Lineage: Eukaryota; Metazoa; Arthropoda; Branchiopoda; Diplostraca; Daphniidae. Gene Ontology annotation, biological process: protein phosphorylation; intrinsic apoptotic signaling pathway in response to endoplasmic reticulum stress; IRE1-mediated unfolded protein response.